Hylaeus volcanicus is the source of this 7239-nucleotide messenger RNA. It is a transcript of the gene l(3)72Ab, whose product is annotated as U5 small nuclear ribonucleoprotein 200 kDa helicase. The record is from RefSeq and is a predicted model, not a curated record. NCBI's taxonomy places the organism in Eukaryota, Metazoa, Arthropoda, Insecta, Hymenoptera, Colletidae. Gene Ontology annotation, cellular component: nucleus. Bases 272 to 6676 code for a protein of 2134 amino acids. Gene Ontology annotation, molecular function: nucleic acid binding; ATP binding; ATP hydrolysis activity. The transcript has 3 exons.
UAGUCAGUUCUAGUUCAUGCCAAUUAUAGAGAAUUCCCAUAUCAAUUUUUUGUUAGGUCUGUGAAAGAGCAUGUAACAAACAGAAUAUUUCAUAUAACACUUUAUAAUUAAAUAUGACACACAAGUCGUGUUUUGUUUAAUUAGUAUCCUCCAGUGUGUGUAAUAAAAACUCACGCGAGAACUACGCAGACUACGCUCUGUAUGAGGAAACGUUUGUUCACGUUUGUUGUGCUAACCUUACAAAUCUCAAGUUGGUGAAUCGAAAACAACCAUGGCUGAUGCCGCAGCGAGACAAUUGCAAUAUGAAUAUAAAGCUAAUUCUAAUCUUGUUUUACAAGCUGAUGUGCGAUUGAUAGAAAGACGUAGCAGAGAUGAAGCUACCGGUGAGGUUAUGUCCCUUGUUGGGAAGCUUGAUGGAACACGUAUGGGUGAUAGAGCUCAGCGUACUAAACCUGGAAAAGCAGAGGAACGAAAAGUCAAGCGUCAAAAGCGAGACGAAGCACAAUACGACUUUACACGAAUGAAAGGUGCAACGUUACUCUCCGAGGGUGUGGAUGAAAUGGUUGGAAUUGUUUAUCGUCCCAAAACGCAAGAAACACGGCAAACUUACGAAGUAUUAUUGAGUUUUAUUCAAGAAGCUUUAGGAGACCAGCCUAGAGAUAUUCUUUGCGGUGCUGCUGAUGAAGUACUAGCAGUCUUGAAGAAUGAUAGACUUAAAGAAAAAGAGAAAAAAAAGGAAACAGAAUUACUGUUAGGUUUGCUAGCAGAAGAAAGGUUUGCAUUGUUGGUUAAUCUUGGGAAAAAAAUAACUGACUUUGGGAACGAUGAAAAGAAUCCUACAAAUGAAGAAAAUAUAGAUGAAACUUAUGGAAUUAAUGUACAAUUUGAGGAAAGCAGCGAAGAAGAUGAUGAGGAUGUUUAUGGAGAGAUUAGAGAAAAUGACGACGAAGGCGACGAAGGUGAAGAAGCUAACGAUGACAGAGCUAUUCAUGCUGAAAAUUUAGGUGGCGCAGAAGAAAUGAAAAAAGAGAAGCCAUUGCAUCCUUUAGAUAUAGAUGCAUACUGGUUGCAAAGAAGAUUAAGCAGGAUUUACGAUGAUGCAAUGGUUUCACAAGCACGAGCUGCAGAAGUAUUAGCAGUUUUGAAAGAUGCUGGAGAUGAUCGUGACUGCGAAAAUCAAUUGGUACUUUUGUUAGGAUACGAUUGCUUCGAUUUCAUCAAACAGCUCAAGAAAUACAGACAUACAAUUGCUUAUUGCACUAUGUUGGCGUCUUCGCAGUCUGAAUCAGAACGACAAAAAAUUCGAAAUAGGAUGAACGAUGAUCCUGUAUUAGCAAAAAUUUUGCGUCAGUUGGAUACAGGCAAAGGCGAUGAUGAUGCUGACGAAACAAUGGAAGCAAGAGCGCAACGUAAAAGAAGAGAGGAGAACGAAGACACUGGAGGUCCUGGUGGGCAAGUUCAGGGUACAAGGAAUCUAAUAGAUUUAGACGAUCUUAUGUUUGCGCAAGGCAGUCAUUUCAUGGCAAAUAAACGUUGUCAGUUGCCCGAUGGAAGUUUUAGAAAGCAGCGAAAAGGUUACGAAGAAGUUCACGUGCCUGCAUUGAAACCGAAACCGUUCUCAGAAAAUGAGAAACUUCACCCCAUCGAUCAGUUACCGAAGUAUGUGCAACCUGCUUUCGAAGGUUUCAAAACGUUAAAUCGAAUUCAGAGCCGCUUAUACCAAACCGCUUUAGAAAGUGACGAGAAUCUAUUACUGUGUGCGCCGACGGGUGCCGGUAAAACUAACGUUGCACUUUUGUGUAUGAUGCGUGAAAUUGGAAAACAUAUCAAUUCCGAUGGUACAAUUAACACCGAUGAAUUCAAAAUAAUCUACGUUGCACCGAUGCGUUCGUUGGUACAAGAAAUGGUUGGAAACUUUGGCAAAAGAUUGUCUACGUAUAACUUAACUGUAUCAGAAUUGACGGGUGAUCAUCAAUUGACGAGGGAACAGAUAGCUGCAACACAAGUCAUAGUGUGCACUCCCGAGAAGUGGGAUAUCAUAACACGGAAAGGAGGCGAGAAAACUUUUACUUCAUUGGUCAGAUUGAUCAUCAUCGAUGAAAUUCAUUUGCUACACGACGAAAGAGGACCUGUUCUAGAAGCUUUGGUUGCUAGAACAAUCAGAAAUAUCGAAACAACGCAAGAGGAUGUAAGAUUGAUUGGUCUUUCGGCAACGUUACCAAAUUAUCAAGAUGUCGCAGCAUUUUUACGGAUAAAACCAGAAACAGGUUUAUUUUACUUUGAUAACAGUUUUAGACCUGUUGCAUUAGAACAACAGUAUAUAGGUAUCACAGAGAAAAAAGCGUUGAAACGUUUUCAAGUAAUGAACGAAAUUGUGUAUGAGAAGACGAUGGAACACGCAGGCAGAAAUCAAGUUCUUAUUUUUGUACACUCGCGAAAAGAGACAGGAAAAACAGCUCGUGCUAUCAGGGACAUGUGUUUAGAGAAAGACACGUUAGGGCAAUUCUUGAGAGAGGGAUCCGCAUCUAUGGAAGUUUUAAGGACAGAAGCUGAACAAGUUAAAAAUCAAGAACUUAAAGAUUUGUUGCCUUAUGGGUUUGCUAUUCAUCAUGCCGGUAUGACGAGAGUGGAUCGAACGUUGGUCGAGGAUCUUUUUGCGGAUAGACAUAUACAAGUUUUAGUAUCCACUGCAACCUUAGCUUGGGGUGUUAAUUUACCUGCACAUACAGUUAUUAUCAAAGGAACUCAGGUGUACAAUCCAGAGAAAGGCAGAUGGAUUGAAUUAGGAGCUCUAGACGUACUGCAAAUGUUAGGUAGAGCUGGUCGUCCACAGUACGAUACAAAAGGUGAAGGUAUUCUUAUCACAAAUCACAGUGAAUUGCAAUAUUAUUUGUCUCUUCUAAAUCAGCAACUACCCAUCGAGUCGCAGUUACUUAGUAAAAUGUCAGAUAUGUUAAAUGCAGAAAUUGUGUUGGGCACUAUACAAAAUAUUAGAGACGCCGUCACUUGGUUGGGUUACACAUACUUGUACAUUAGAAUGCUUCGCUGUCCAAAUUUAUAUGGCAUAAGUCACGACAAGUUGAAAGAUGAUCCGUUACUCGAAUUGCAUAGAGCGGAUCUUAUUCAUUCUGCUGCGGUAGGAUUAGAUCGGAGCGGUUUAAUUAAAUAUGACCGAAAGAGCGGCAAUUUCCAAGCUACCGAAUUAGGUCGUAUAGCAUCGCAUUAUUACUGUACUCAUGAAACUAUGUCCAUAUAUAAUCAACUGCUGAAACGUACUCUAAGCGAAAUUGAAUUAUUCCGAGUAUUUUCACUGUCUAGUGAAUUUAAACACAUUAAUGUCAGAGAAGAAGAGAAAUUAGAAUUGCAGAAGUUGAUGGAGAGAGUACCUAUUCCAGUAAAGGAAAGUAUAGAAGAAGCGAGUGCGAAAGUCAAUGUACUCCUACAAGCAUACAUUUCUCAACUGAAACUCGAAGGAUUUGCUCUCAUGUCUGAUAUGGUAUUCGUCACUCAAUCUGCAUCGCGAUUAAUGAGAGCAAUUUUUGAAAUUGUUUUGUUUCGCGGUUGGGCACAACUAGCCGACAAAUGUUUGUCGUUGUGUAAAAUGAUAGAUCGCAGAAUGUGGCAAUCGAUGUCGCCUCUAAGGCAAUUUAGAAAAAUGCCUGAAGAAAUUGUAAAGAAGAUAGAAAAGAAGAACUUCCCGUGGGAGAGAUUAUACGAUCUUGGACCAAAUGAAAUUGGAGAAUUGAUUCGAGUACCAAAACUUGGUAAAACUAUUCAUAAAUAUAUACAUCAGUUUCCAAAAUUGGAAUUAUCGACCCAUAUUCAACCAAUCACACGGUCUACUUUAAGAGUAGAAUUAACUAUUACGCCUGACUUCCAAUGGGACGAAAAGAUACACGGUGCUUCGGAAGCAUUCUGGAUUUUAGUUGAAGACGUGGAUUCCGAAGUGAUACUUCAUCACGAAUAUUUCUUAUUGAAAGCUAAAUAUGCAGCGGACGAACAUUUGAUCAAAUUUUUUGUGCCUGUGUUCGAACCCUUACCGCCACAAUAUUUUUUACGCGUUGUAUCGGAUAGAUGGAUCGGAGCAGAAACCCAAUUACCUGUUAGUUUUCGUCAUUUAAUUUUACCUGAAAAGAACUUACCGCCAACCGAAUUACUCGAUUUGCAACCACUUCCAGUUACCGCUUUGCGUAACUCGAAAUUUGAAACUAUCUAUACGGAUAAGUUUCCACAGUUCAAUCCAAUUCAAACACAGGUAUUUAACGCUGUUUACAAUUCAGACGAUAAUGUUUUUGUUGGAGCACCCACAGGCUCGGGAAAAACUACCAUCGCUGAGUUCGCUGUGUUACGUUUACUCAGUCAGAAUCCAGAAGGUAGAUGCGUGUACAUGGUUAGCAAGGAAGCUUUGGCAGAAUUGGUCUAUACUGACUGGUCGAUCAAAUUUAAUCAACAGUUGGGCAGGAAGGUGGUUCUGCUAACCGGUGAAACAGGAACAGACCUUAAAUUACUUGCGAAAGGACAAAUCAUUAUUACGACUGCGGAUAAAUGGGAUGUAUUAUCGCGAAGAUGGAAACAAAGAAAAAAUGUGCAAAAUAUUCAACUCUUCAUCGUUGAUGAGCUCCAAUUAAUUGGCGGCGAGGAAGGACCCGUACUAGAAGUAGCAUGUUCAAGAGCACGUUAUAUUUCUUCGCAAUUGGAUAAACCCACCAGGAUUAUAGCAUUAUCAGCUUCACUCGCGGAUGCUAAAGACGCAGCUCAAUGGUUAGGUGCACCUGCUGCUGCAACUUUCAAUUUUCACCCAUCCGUUAGACCUGUACCUUUAGAAUUACACGUCCAAGGAAUAAAUAUUACUCAUAACGCAUCCAGACUGGCUGCUAUGGCAAAACCAGUGUAUAAUGCGAUACUUCGGUACGCUUCUCAUAAGCCAGUUAUUGUUUUCGUACCUACUCGCCGUCAAGCUAGAUUAACGGCUAUUGAUUUAUUGACAUUCACCGCAGCUGAGGGACAACCUUCACGAUUUUUCCAUGCGGAAGAAGUUGAUAUCAAACCGUUCCUAGAUAGAAUGACUGAUAAAACUUUGAAAGAAACGCUUUCGCAAGGAGCUGCUUACCUACACGAAGGAUUAUCUGUAGAUGAUCGACGUCUCGUUGAACAGCUCUUCGAUAGCGGUGCUAUCCAAAUAGCAGUUGUCACGAGAGAUCUUUGUUGGGAUUUAUCAAUCAGUUCCCAUCUUGUAGUCGUCAUGGACACCCAGUGUUACAAUGGAAAGACACACGCCUAUGAGGAUUAUCCUAUUACAGAUGUUUUACAAAUGGUAGCACGUGCAAAUCGCCCAUUGGAGGAUGACGAUGCUAAAUGUAUUCUUCUUUGUCAGAGUUCCAAAAAAGACUUUUUCAAGAAGUUUCUGAACGAACCUUUGCCCGUGGAAAGUCAUCUGGAUCACAGAUUACACGAUCAUUUCAAUGCUGAAAUAGUGACCAAAACGAUUGAAAAUAAACAAGAUGCUGUCGAUUAUCUUACAUGGACUUUCUUGUAUAGGCGGCUCACACAAAAUCCAAAUUAUUAUGGAUUGCAGGGUGUUACCCAUAGGCAUCUAUCAGAUCAUUUAUCCGAAUUGGUUGAAAGUACUUUGAGUGAUUUAGAACAAGCGAAGUGUGUUGCCGUCGAAGAUGAAAUGGAUACUUUGCCCUUGAAUCUUGGAAUGAUCGCUGCUUAUUAUUAUAUCAAUUACGCAACGAUCGAAUUAUUCAGUCUUUCUUUGAAUAAUAAGACCAAAAUCAGAGGUUUAUUAGAGAUCAUUUCGGCAGCGGCUGAAUAUGAAACUGUUCCAGUUAGACAGCGGGAAGAAAAUCUAUUGAGAAGUUUAGCUGCACGCUUGCCGCAUGCUCCGCAAGCUACAAGAAUGGCCGAUCCUCAUGUGAAAGCACAGCUUUUGCUGCAAUCACACUUAUCCAGAAUACAACUUGGUCCAGAACUUCAAAAGGAUACCGAAUUAGUGUUAAAUAAAGCUGUAAGGUUAAUUCAAGCUUGCGUAGAUGUCCUCAGUUCAUCUGGUUGGUUAGCACCUGCAGUUGCUGCUAUGGAAUUGGCGCAAAUGGUCACUCAAGCAAUGUGGUCUAAAGAUUCUUAUUUAAAACAGUUGCCACACUUUACUUCUGAAACUAUCAAACGUUGUACAGACAAAGGAGUGGAAACUGUAUUUGAUGUAAUGGAACUAGAGGAUGAUGAUAGAAAUCGUCUCUUACAGUUGUCCGAGUCACAAAUGGCGGAUGUUGCUAAAUUCUGCAAUCGUUAUCCUAACAUAGAAAUGUCCUAUGAAGUUCAAGACAAAGAUAAGUUGCGCAGUGGUGGUACAGUCAAUGUUAUCGUUCAGCUUGAAAGAGAAGACGAAGUUACAGGGCCAGUCGUGGCACCAUAUUUCCCACAGAAACGCGAAGAAGGCUGGUGGGUUGUUAUCGGUGAUCCAAAGACUAAUUCUUUACUGUCUAUUAAAAGAUUGACACUACAACAGAAAGCAAAGGUCAAGCUUGAUUUUGUAGCACCGGCUCCUGGACAACAUUCCUAUACUUUGUAUUUUAUGAGUGAUGCUUACCUAGGAUGCGAUCAAGAAUACAAAUUUAGCAUAAACGUUGAAGAGUAUGAGUCAGAUGCCAGUUCAGGCUCAGAGUCAGACUGAGAAAAUUAAUUCACAUUAAGUGUUACACAUUUCACGUUCAUUAAUUGGGAUUAGCGUGUUACUAUUAAAAGAAAUUCAUAGUGAUCCCAUUUUCAUUAUUCAAUUUUAUAUACAAAAUAUCAUCAAUCAAUGUAUUUAAAAACAGAUAAUGAUAAAGUAGCGACAAGUAAGAUUGUAUUGACACGGGAACAUUGUAUAUAUACAUAUAAUUUUGUAUUCAAACAGAAAUUUGUAGCAAACAAUUGUCUCUAACCAUCGACAGUCGGGAAAAAAGAACAGUUAAUUGAAUGUAAUUUUAUGUAUGUAGUUUUAAUUUUCUCUUUUUUUUUUAGUAUUUAAAUAUGUACAAUAAUAAAUACAAAAAAGAAAAACAAGGAAUUCAUCUUAUUAACCUCAUAAAAAUAAUAAAUUUGAUAUAUUAACUGAUAUGAUGUAGUGUUAUAAAGCAACGAAUCGUAUUAAUUAUGUAUUUAGAAAAAAAAUAGAAAAUAAUUAAUUAAAUGAUAUCAGUGGCGCUAUCUUACUGUAAAGGUUGGAACUAUUUUCACUACAAACUUGGGCGU